AUGAGUAAAGGUAAACAAACUGUCCCUUUAAGUCAAAUAGUUGAUCAUGCAACCAAUGAAGUUCAUCCAUCACCUAGUAUUAAAGCAUAUGCUACAUUAGCUAAAAUUGCUGCAACAAUUCCAUCUGCACAAGUAGCAUUACGUGUUCAAUUAAUUACAAAAAUGAAAGCUUAUUGUAAUGGAUUCUUACCAAAGAAAGAGAUGUAUUAUUGUUUAUGUUUAGUAGACUAUUUAGUCUUAAAUUGUCCACAGUUCAGACCACAAGUAUUAAACCCAGAUUUUGUUACAUUAUUUGAAAGGUCUGCAGAUUUUGAGAAAUGUAAAAAAUCGAAAAAGCCUGGAAUAGUUACUGAAAAGGCUAUGAGAAUUCUUCAAACAUGGGGACCUCUUUAUCCUAAUGAGUUAUAUGAUUAUCAAUUAAUGUAUGAUAAAUACUUAAGUAAAGGAGUUUAUUUCCCAGUAUUAGAUAAAUUACCUGAACAAACACAGCCAGAACAUAGUGAGAGUCUUGCUGAUGAUUUAGAAAAAAGUACUAAAGAAAUUAAUGAAUGCAGUGAAUUAAUUCAAGACGCUUUAGAAAAUACUGGAGCGUCAGUUAGAACUCAAUCUGUAAAAGCAUUGUAUAAAAGAGCAGUAGAAUUAAAUAGUAAGUUUAAUGUUCUUUUUGUGAAAUAUAUUAAUACAGCUACAAAUACCGAAGAAAUUCAAAAAUAUUCAGAAUUAGAAAGUAAUUUUACUAAACUUAUUGUUCAAUUAGCAAAUAUUAUCAAUAACCCACAAGGGGAAGACAUUUAUCGUACUUAUACUACUGGUCAUAUAACUGAUAAAACUGAAGAUAAACAUACAAAAAUUAGAUCUUCUCAAGCACCUCUUGAUCCAAUUUCUAUUGCAUCAUCUUCUGCUCAAAGAGAAACUCCUUCUUCAUCAAGUUUCUCUCGUAAAAACUCUUCAUUCCAAUUAGCACCACCUCCUUCUCGUGGACAACCUAUUCGUUUUAGUAGACAAAAUACAGAGCCACCCGAAAGUCAAUUAUUUCAAAAUUCACCAAUACCAUCAACUAAAAUAUCUAUGGAAACACAAAUACGAGAUGAUACUGAAUCUGUUGUAAAGAAUAGAUUUAUUUUUGAUCAAUCUUCUCCAAGCUAUCAAUCAAACCAUGGUCCAUUAGAUCAACAAAGCUUACUGUAA
Messenger RNA from Entamoeba dispar SAW760, 1188 nucleotides. RefSeq lists its product as uncharacterized. Bases 1 to 1188 code for a protein of 395 amino acids. The record is from RefSeq and is a predicted model, not a curated record. NCBI's taxonomy places the organism in Eukaryota, Evosea, Mastigamoebida, Endamoebidae. Gene Ontology annotation, molecular function: ubiquitin binding; phosphatidylinositol binding. The transcript has 2 exons.